Puntigrus tetrazona (Sumatra barb) is the source of this 2354-nucleotide messenger RNA. RefSeq names its product SERTA domain containing 2a (gene sertad2a). The record is from RefSeq and is a predicted model, not a curated record. Gene Ontology annotation, molecular function: transcription regulator activity. Bases 164 to 877 code for a protein of 237 amino acids. The transcript is spliced from 2 exons. Gene Ontology annotation, cellular component: nucleus. Lineage: Eukaryota; Metazoa; Chordata; Actinopteri; Cypriniformes; Cyprinidae.
CCGAAGCCUCCGCUCGCGGGUUUCGCUGAAAGAGAGACCGGGCGUUGAAGCGCGGCACGGGAGAAUCACGGCGAGCUCGCGAUGCGCCUUUCACCCUCACCGGCGAGUCUAGCGUUCUGGAGCGCCACCGGACGUGAAGCUGCGUGACCGUGCGACGCGCUACAUGUUGGGUAGAGGCCUGAAGCGGAAGCUGGAGCCGGAGGAAGAGGAAGAGAGCGGGGUGAUGAAGCCGGGCCCUCAGGAGACCUGCUUCUGGCUCCAGCGGCAGACCGUGCUCAACCUCUCUCUGCUGAAGCUGCACGGCCGGGAGCCAGGCCUGUCCCGCAGGGUGCUGAUCACCAACACGCUCCGCCGCAUCCAGGACGUCCCCGAGCCCCGGUCCUUCCCCGCCGGGGUCAGCCUGCCGCAGGAGGACGGGCGUCUGUCUCUCUGUCGCUCUCCGGCCGUUUCCGGGCAGCCGCCGCCGCCAGCCUCUCUUCUUAAAGACGGCUUCACCUCAGCGCUGGCAGGAAUCGAAGACCUGCCGGACGCCGGUGAACUCAGACACGCGGAAGCAGGUCUCUCUGAAACCGGCGGCGGCGCGGACUCGGCCUCGUCUCUCUCGGACUCUGGCCGGUUUGGCCACGCCCCGUCGCUCCUCGCCGAUUUCUCAUUGGACGAUUUCCUGUUCACGGAACUCGACAGCUUGCUGUUCGAUAACGCCCCCUGCGGACCGGCCCUGAACGCGAGCUCGGGCGCGUCUAAAGUGGUUUCCAUGGUAACGGACGACCUCGUCAAGACGCUCGCCGGUUACGGUAGCGGCGGGGCGAGCCAAUCAGACUUCAGACUGGACCUGAGCGAACUGGAUCACAUCAUGGAGGUUUUGGUUGGGUCGUAACGGUCAAUUUGUUUGUAUUAUUGUAUGUGGACCGAAAGGGUUGCUAUGGCGAACAUACGCAUAUUUGUGUAUAUUUAUUUUGAUACAGUAUCAAAGGGCGCACAAUGUACUGAUAUUGCAACCAUUUUAUAACGUUAUAGAAUGCCAUUUCUAUUUUUCUUGUGGAAAUUUCAUACGAAUUACGUUAUUUUUAGUAUUUUUUUUAAAUUCUAAACUUAAUAAAAACCUAAAUAAACUUGUCUUUUUUUAGUUCAUCCUUUUAAAAUAUAUUUAAAUAAUUCAUAGAUUCACGAAAAAUACAUACAUUUACAAAAUGUUUAUAGUUAAAUAUAGUUUUUAUUUUUAUAAAAAUGUAUUUAUAUUGAAUGAAUUACGUUAUUUUUAGUAUUUUUAGUACCCUAAAUCGUCUUUCAGUUCAUCCUUUUAAAACAGACCAUAAAUGCAGACUCACACAAAAACAGCAUUUUCUCUUAAAUUAUUUUAAUUUCUUGUGUACACUUAAAGAAAAUUUACACACUUGUUUGUUUGUUUAUUUUUUUUCCUCAAAGAACCCAGGCAUGCACGAUUGACCUCGGUACAGGCUCUUUAGAUAUCAUUCAUCUGUAUGAGUUUUCCAUAGGAAUUUUCCCAUAACAAUUUUUACAUGAUCCAUAGUUUGACUGUACACAGUCCGAAGCCACAGUUAACUAUGUAAGCAGUUCUUCUGUAUAUCUUUACAAUGUGCAAAAUCCUCCAGGAGACAGAAUAAACAGUGACACUACUGAAGAAAAAAAAAAAAUAAGAACCAAAAGAUGAGGAAAACCCGUUUCUGGCAAACAUUUCCCAUCAUGCACUUCUGGCGUACAGGACCGCAGUGACGGCAGACGUCCUCCGAAAGAGUCGCUUAAUUAUCGUAAAUAAAACACAGAUACAGAAUGACCAAAACACGAUGAAAACAGGGAAAUGAGCAAAACCAUACAGCAGAUAUUGGUCCCUUAUUCUCAAUACACCUAUAUAUAUAUAUAUAUAUAUAUAUAUAUAUAUAUAUAUAUAUAUAUAUAUAUAUAUAUAUAUAUAUAUAUAUAUAUAUAUAUAUAUAUAUGUAUAUGUGUGUGUAUGUGUGUAUAUAUAUAUUUAUAUUUAUUCAAGUUGAUCAUUCAUUUAACAAUUCCUUCACUACGUUAUAGUCCAAAGCCAGUGGUUUCAACUUACAUUAAAAAAUAAAAUAAAAUAACAAUAAUAAUAAUAAACAACCGAAAGACACGAGCAGCUAAACGCAGAGGCGUGGUUUCUAUAGCUGUUGCUGGACUCGGUCUAUAGACGGUCCGUGUGGAAAGCCAAGGGUUAAACUAUCAGCACAACAAAAGGAGAAAGCGUCCGCUGAAGCCCGCGCGAAAUCAAAGAACCUAAAACCUACAAGUAAUAACAAUAUUGAUUGUAACGUAAUAGCCAGAACGGUUAAAAACUAAGGCCUUUGUUACGCAAAAAAAAAAGUAAA